AUGAAAGAUGCAGACGGCUCAGACUUAACGUACUUAGUCCCUGCUCCGGUUGCAACAGGACUCUCCCCCAUAGGGCGCAAUACAUGUGGAUUCUCUGUGUACGAUACCAAGGGAGAUCGUGUUGUGUUCUUGAAGGACACAUGGCGUGUCCUUUUGCCGGACAUCAUUCCAGAAGGGGAUGUAUACAAGCGUCUGAAUGAGAAGCAUGUUCGACAUGUUGCAACGUGCCUAGCCUCUGGUGAUGUUUUGGGUGGCUCGAAUGCACAUACCACCCAAACCGGUCGCUUCAAGGAUGCGCCAUGGGCCCGUCCUACAGGAGCUAUUCUUAUAGCUCAUGUUCACUAUCGCCUCGUUCUUAAUAUUGUCACUACCCCAAUCACAUCCUUCGUCAGUUCUCGCCAAGUCGUUGAAGUAGUGCGAGAUGCUUUAAUAGCUCAUCAGGAUGCAUAUGAGGAUUGCGACAUCUUACAUCGUGACCUCAGUGUAGGUAAUAUCAUGGUGCAUGAGAACGAAGGUAUUCUCAUAGACUGGGAUCUCGCUAAAUCGACUCAGGACUCGGGGCCAAGACAAAUUCCUAGAACUGGGACAUGGCAGUUCAUGUCUGCUCGCCUUGUUGCCGACAUGAACACACCUCACGACUUCCAGGACGACAUGGAGUCAACGCUAUACGUGAUCUUAUGGAUCAUGUUCAUCUUCACGGUAUCUUGUAUCAGUGAUGCUCAGUGA
Molecule: messenger RNA, 726 nt
Organism: Suillus discolor
Lineage: Eukaryota; Fungi; Basidiomycota; Agaricomycetes; Boletales; Suillaceae
Exons: 3
Coding region: 1-726 (241 amino acids)
Biological process (GO): protein phosphorylation
Molecular function (GO): ATP binding; protein kinase activity
Source: RefSeq, a predicted model, not a curated record